Messenger RNA from Leptonychotes weddellii (Weddell seal), 2039 nucleotides. The record is from RefSeq and is a predicted model, not a curated record. Lineage: Eukaryota; Metazoa; Chordata; Mammalia; Carnivora; Phocidae.
AACGGGCAGCGCGCAGUCCGGGGCGGCUUCUCCAGCGCGCCGGCCGGGUCCAACGCGCACGGGGAGCCCGGAGCACCCCGCGAGCUGAGUGCAGGACGCGCCCCCAGCACAGCCACCCCCCGGCCGCUGAAUGAGGCUUCCCGGCGUCCGCUCGCUGCCCGCAGCGCCGCGCGGGAGGUCCGCCCGCUGAGGCGCGGCGGGUGCGCCGGCAGCCAGUGCGCUCACCUGCCAGCCUGCGCGCCAUGGGGCAGCCCGGGAACCGCAGCGUCUUCUUGCUGGCGCCCAACGGAAGCCACGCGCCGGACCAAGAUGGCACGCAGGAACGGAACGAGGCGUGGGUGGUGGGCAUGGGCAUCGUCAUGUCGCUCAUCGUCCUGGCCAUCGUGUUCGGAAACGUGCUGGUCAUCACAGCCAUCGCCAGGUUCGAGCGCCUGCAGACGGUCACCAACUACUUCAUCACCUCCCUGGCCUGUGCUGACCUGGUCAUGGGCCUGGCGGUGGUGCCCUUUGGGGCCAGCCACAUCCUCAUGAAAAUGUGGACCUUUGGCAACUUCUGGUGUGAGUUUUGGACUUCCAUUGACGUGUUGUGCGUCACGGCCAGCAUCGAGACCCUGUGCGUGAUCGCAGUGGAUCGCUACUUUGCUAUCACAUCACCCUUCAAGUACCAGAGCCUGCUGACCAAGAAUAAGGCCCGGGUGGUCAUUUUGAUGGUGUGGGUCGUGUCAGGCCUUACCUCCUUCUUGCCCAUCCAGAUGCACUGGUACCGGGCCACCCACCAGGAAGCCAUCAACUGCUAUGCCAAGGAGACCUGCUGUGACUUCUUCACGAACCAAGCUUAUGCCAUUGCCUCCUCCAUCGUGUCCUUCUACUUUCCUCUGGUGGUCAUGGUCUUCGUCUACUCCCGGGUCUUCCAGGUGGCCCAAAGGCAGCUCCAGAAGAUUGACAAAUCUGAGGGCCGCUUCCACGCCCAAAACCUCAGCCAAGUGGAGCACGAUGGGCGGAGCGGGCAUGGACAUCGCAGGGCCUCCAAGUUCUGCCUGAAGGAACACAAAGCCCUCAAAACUCUGGGCAUUAUCAUGGGCACUUUCACCCUGUGCUGGCUGCCCUUCUUCAUCGUCAACAUAGUGCACGUGAUCCAGGAUAACCUCAUCCCCAAGGAAGUUUACAUCCUUCUAAAUUGGGUGGGCUACGUCAACUCUGCUUUCAAUCCCCUCAUCUAUUGCCGGAGCCCAGACUUCAGGAUUGCCUUCCAGGAGCUUCUGUGCCUGCGCAGGUCUUCUCUGAAGGCCUGUGGGAAUGGCUACUCCAACAACAGUAGCAGCAGAACCGACUAUGCUGGGGAGCACAGUGGAUGUCACCUGGGGCAGGAGAAAGACAGCGAACUGCUGUGUGAGGACCCCCCAGGCACGGAAGACCUUUUGAACCGUCAAGGUACUGUGCCUAAUGAUAGCAUUGAUUCACAAGGGAGGAAUUGUAGUACAAACGACUCACUGCUCUAAUACAGUUUUUCUACUUUUUAUGAACCCCCCCCAACAAAACACUAAACAGACUAUUUAACUUGAGUGUAAUACAUUUAGAAUAAAAUUGUAUAGAGAUGUGCAGGAGGAAGGACAGCCUUCUGCCUUUUUUUAUUUUUUUAAGCUGUAAAAAAGAGAAAGCAUAUUCGAGUGAUUGUUUCUUGUACAGUUCGGUUCCUUUUUUUGCAUGGAACGUGUCAGGUUGUGUCUGAAAGGCUUCAGUCCCAGAGGACCUGGGGCUGCUAUGUUUUGAUGACUUUUCCCGUGGAUCUACCUCAUUGGUCAAGUAUUAGGGGUAAUAUAUAUUGCUGCUGGUAAUUUGUAUGUGAAGGAGUCUUUCCUUCCUGCACCCUUGCACUGGAGGACCUUGAGUAUCUCGGACCUUUCAGCUGUGAACACGGACUCUCCCCGCUCCUCUUAUUUGCUCAAACAGGGUGUUGUAGGCAGGGACUUGAGGGGCAGCUUCAGUUGUGUUCCUGAGCAAAGUCUAAAGUUUACAGUAAAUAAAGUGUUUGACCAUGA